Molecule: messenger RNA, 959 nt
Organism: Physeter macrocephalus (sperm whale)
Lineage: Eukaryota; Metazoa; Chordata; Mammalia; Artiodactyla; Physeteridae
Gene: IL17C
Product: interleukin 17C
Exons: 2
Coding region: 573-914 (113 amino acids)
Source: RefSeq, a predicted model, not a curated record
UUUAAAGGUUCCAGGGCAUUGUCACCCCCUCCACCUCAGACUUGCACUUUUGUUGGCUGGAACCACAGAAGCCCAGCAGAGAAUCCUGAAGAGGCUCGCUGGCACCCAGCCGCCCCCGGUCCCUUCUGGAACCUCCCCACGUGGCAGGAGGAGGGGACGGGAGAAUCAACCCUGGUGGAGGACUGGGCAGUAGCGCAAAAUGAGCAAGAUCUCGCCUCAGGUCACCAGGUCCAAACAGCAAAAACGUACAAGUGGUUAGGACUUGGCACUUAGAGAAGGUUCGAGAGUUCCCGUCACACAGGAAAGACCGUUCUGAGCCCCAUUUGCAAGUGCUUGGCCUGGGGUAGGGUCCCUGGAGGUGGGGGAGAGGAGGGAGGAGUUGGGUCCACCCUGUCCCGGAGGGGAGGGGAGGGGAGGAGGAAGCAUGGCCAGGCCCUUCCCGAGGAGGGAGGGUGCCGGAUUUUCCCCAGGUGUGGCCCGAGGUAUAAAGGGCGCCCCAAGCCGGCUGCAGCCAGGGCAGCCACCGGGUACACCGGGACGGCCAGGUGCACCGCCGCGGAGCCCCCGCUGCGAUGCUCCUCUCUGCCCUCCUGCUCCUGCUCUGGCUGCCCACCAGCCUGGCUCACCACAGCCCCCCACCCCGGGCGGGGGCCCGCACCCACACCGCCGGGACCCCGCGCUGCUACUCGGCGGAGGAGCUGCCCCUGGGCCUCGCCCCUCCCCGCCUGCUGGCUCGAGCGGCCAAGUGGGAGCAGGCGUUGCCGGUGGCGCUGGUGUCCAGCCUGGAGGCGGCGGGCCGCAGGAGCCGGCGCGCGGGGCCCCCGGCCGGGAACCAGUGCCCUGUGCUGCAGCCUGAGGAGGUGCUGGAAGCUGACGUCCACCAGCGCUCCAUCUCGCCCUGGAGAUACCGGUGAGAGCGGGCCUCCCUGGGCCCCCGCCCCUGGCCCCCGCCCCUGGGC